CCUCCGCAGGUCAAUUCAAGAUGUCGAGCCCGAGUAAAGGCAAAGUUUCAGGUCAGAUCAAGACGGAUCAUGACUCAACACAGCGUCUUGCUCCUACAGGGCAGGAAGGAGGCGUGACUGAGACGGACUCUGGGUAUGACAGAGCUCUCAGGUUUGAUCCUAAGGAGGAGUAUAACAUGAAGCACAAACGCAGGGGUCUGGCGCUCAUCUUUAACCAGGAGACCUUUUACUGGCAGCUCAUGUUUAACCCUCGAAACGGAACCAGGGCAGACAAAGAGAACCUUAAAACAAGGUUUGAGCAGCUGGGCUUUGAGGUGAAGGUGUUCAAUGAUCUAAAACAAGAAGAAGUUCUGGAAAUCAUCAAGGAAGCUGCAAACGCUAAUCACGCAGAUGCUGACUGCUUUGUGUGCAUAUUCCUGAGCCAUGGUGAAGCUGGACACGUUUAUGCCUACAACGACAAGAUCGACAUCCUGGAAAUGACGUCUCUGUUCAGAGGAGACAAAUGUCAUAGUCUGGUGGGAAAACCGAAAAUCUUCAUCCUGCAGGCAUGCCGUGGGGACAAACACGAUGAACCAGUGACUCCCAUGGACAUGGUGGACAGCAGAAUUGAAAAUGAGGUGGUGGUGGAUGCCGGUGUGGUUCAAACACUCCCCGCAGGGGCCGACUUCAUCAUGUGCUACUCAGUAGCCGAGGGUUUCUACUCGCACAGGGAGACAGUGAAUGGUUCCUGGUACAUUCAGGACCUGUGUAUGCUACUAAAGGAGUAUGGCUCCUCUCUCGAGUUCACCGAGCUUCUCACUCUCGUCAACCGCAAAGUGUCUCACCGCAGCGUGGGGGUCAGCAAAGACCCCUCAUCUAUCGGCAAGAAACAGGUGCCCUGCUUCGCCUCCAUGCUCACCAAGAAGCUCUACUUCAGGUCCAAGCAAUGAGAUUACAUUUAGACACACACACACAUGCAUGUAGUUAGGAAUUCUGAUUUAGAAACAGCAGCAUAUAUAGGUACAGAUGAACAGUCACAAGGUUUACACAAGGUUUUUUUAAGGUGUGCAAAAAUUAUAUGCAUGUAGAGUGAUGGAAAACUUGCUUUCUUAAAGGUCUGGGCUGUAUCAGGGGACUAAUAACAGUAAAGGCUUAUCUCAGGGAAUUAAUGAAAAGAUUAUUUUGGGAAACCAAUUAAAAUUGAGGGUUAUCUCACUGGGACAAAGAAAAGUCAGUGGCCAUGCCCGGCAUCUAACAAAAAAUGCAGGAUCAAAUUUAGUUCGUUGGGGGGUGUUAGGAUAGGUAACCACUCAAAAUGGUGCAUUAUCUCAGGCUUUUAUUGACAAUGUAUGUUUGCUUGCAAAACUUAUUAGUGCAUUUGUGUGAAAAUGGAUCGCUCUUUAAAACUUUAUAUUGGGGGGGGGCUUGGAAAAUUAAAGGGCUAUCUAAAGGGGGCCAAUGAAAAUGGCAGGUUAUUUAAAGGGGACCCAUAAAAAUUUAUUGUUUAUAAAGGGGUCUAUUGAAAAUGGAUGCUUAUCUAUAGGGACUAAUGAAAACGGAGGGUUAUUUAAAUGGGACCAAUAAAUAUGGGCCGUUUAUAUUAAAGGCUUUAUGAAAAUCCAAGGUAAUGUAAAGUGACUAAUUAUAGUAAGUUGCAAUUUUAAAGGGAGAGCUCUAGGAAAAGAAAUGAGUUAAAUAUGUACUAAAGACAUCAUGACCUUAGAUAAGUAGGACUGCAGAAGUUUCAUGAGUCUCAGCUGAACUUUGGGCAUUUUUGCACAGAAUGAAGAUUGUGGCAUUUCCGUUGACAAACUUCACAGUUGGUGUGCAAGUAUGAAAAUUUAUAAUCACCAAGAUCUAAGAUCAUUAAGACAUAAAAAAGGGGAAAAAAACUAUCCCCUUAAUUUCAGGGACCAAACAAAGAAUGCAUUAAAAAACCUGUAGUGUAUAAAGGAGCUAAAAAAAAAAAUUUAAAAAAAAAAAAUUAAAAUUAAUACAGCCACCAUGUAAUGUGCUGCUGGAAUUCUUGGAACUGGAAACUUGAUCACCACGUGUUUUUAUGAACAAAACGGCAACCGGUUAAUCAGAUGAAACCAAAAUAAAUUAUGUUUUGUCUAAUACAAACUUAAAACUUAAUAAAGUAAGGAACAAAAUGAAAGAAACUACUGCUAAAUAUAUCUAAUUUUGCAUCAAAAUUUUAAUUCUGCAUCAUAGCAUUAGAAUCAGUUGUGUUUAAUCUUUCUGGACCUUUGGGGAACAUAGCUGGUGCUGGUGUUGGUCUCAAAAAACACUUUUAAUUAAUUUCAAGACUCUUGAAUUAGAUUUCUUGAACCAGAAGAGAGAGUUUCUCUUUAAAGCAAUCUACAGAGACACUACAUGUAUUUGUAGAUCUGUGGUUUGUAACAGCUCACAUACAUCAUGUUUUAUGUACUUGAUUCUACUAAAUAUUUUGUUAUCAUACCUUGGGGAAAGCAAGGUAUGAUAGAUUAGAUCAGAAGAGAUUAUGGAUGUUACUUUUAUUGUUUGCUAUGUUGGAACAGUCAGCAACAACACACUUCCCUUGCUAUCAGUAAAGAGGAUCUACAAAAAUAGCUUUUUUUGCACAGAUGUCACCUUCUGGUCAUCCAUAAACUUUUAGAAAAAUUUCCCCUGUUUGGUCAAUUUCACUUCUCUUGCACACAUGGUGAAUUUCCAUGGCAUUUGUGUUGAUAGUAAACCAUGAACAUUUACAAAGAAAUGCAGGCAUUACCUGUUUAACAAGUUUGAGAGGAUGCUCAUUUAGAGAACACAGAAAUGAGCUGGGGAUUUCUCUGACAUGGAAAUAGGAAAUGAUUUUACAGAACAGAGAUUGAUUCCUGUAAUUUAUAUUUACUGCUAUUUAUUGUGUAGAUGCUUGUAGAUCUGAGAAGUGAAGCAGAAUUCAGUCUGUCUGAAUUUUAAGGAAUACGGGACAUGACUUGGUCAAACUUAUUUAAAGUAACC
Molecule: messenger RNA, 2961 nt
Organism: Clarias gariepinus (North African catfish)
Lineage: Eukaryota; Metazoa; Chordata; Actinopteri; Siluriformes; Clariidae
Product: caspase-6-like
Exons: 8
Coding region: 21-929 (302 amino acids)
Biological process (GO): proteolysis; apoptotic process
Cellular component (GO): cytoplasm
Source: RefSeq, a predicted model, not a curated record